Vitrella brassicaformis is the source of this 1696-nucleotide messenger RNA. NCBI's taxonomy places the organism in Eukaryota, Vitrellaceae. The record is from the annotation of a GenBank genome assembly.
AGUGCCUCGUGAUAUCGCGCGUCGUGUGCCUUCUUGUGAGACCCUGCAUCGGCCAUUGGGCCUUGAAUGCAGCGUGUCGUCAAGAAAGAGGGCAUUGCGCGAUGAGGCCAUCGUCCAACCCGCAUAGUUCAUGCUGAUGGUUCGUACAGAUGGCCUUCAUGCAGACGGGGAUCUGGGCGGCCGAAGCGUUCAAGGACACGGUGACCGAGGAGAGGAGAGGCACCCCCUCAACCCCGCCAUCCGCAGCUCUCCCCCUCUGUGGCUGAAGGUGAUUUGUGUCUCCCAUCUCCGCCACACUGGUGCAUCUGCCGUGAACGCAGCGCCGCCCUGACCUACGUCUUUCAUGGCUCUUCGUGGUUCGCGGACUUCGUGCCCUUCGUGCUAUUCGUGGCUUCGUGAUCUGGUGAUUUGCGUCUCAAUUUUGUCUUCUGUUGCGUCCCAGCGCCCCGCGAUGGCAGCAUCUACGCCCACGCUCGCCGAGCUCAACAAUCGCUGCUUGCGGACUUGGCUGGAUACCGAUUAUCUGCGUCGACAUGAGGAGGAGCGCAAGGCAGCCGUCAGCCAUCUGGCUUCCCGCAUCCGCGUGGACCCCACUGCCCCACACCUCGCGCACCACCAAACCACGCCUCCCCCUCUACGAGAACGGCCGUGCCCCGUCUACCCGCCCAUUCCGGAAGAGACCCGCUAUGUUGCAUACGGUCAAGACUACUGGCGGAGGAGGACACGCCCGCCUGACGCAGCCGAGCGAGCGUUCGAGGCGCUUGUCGCCGAGAUCGCCCGCCGCGAGGAGGGCCAGAGGGUUCCGUCAGCACAGCCUGCGCUAGCCGUCCCGGCACCCACCGCAUCCGCACCAUUCCGGGUCGCCAUCCUCUAUCCCCACUACUCUCAGCACACCGCACAUGCUCUACCGACGACAACGACGGUCAACAGGGAGAGGUCGAGCAUCGCAACAAUGCCCGAGUUUGCAGAGGAUACCAACGCACCGUUCGUCUCGCGCCGCUAUGUCGUGUACGAUGGUUAAGUACCAUCGUUAUUGCCUCCGCGCGUGGACAGCGGUAUACCCACGUACUCUGCGGUACGAAUACGAGCGCACACGUCACGCUCACAUGUAUACGAGUGCACGCCUUUCUAUCUGGCUCGUCGAUUUUCACUUGUAUAUACUUGUACAUACUCGCAGUAUCCCAUAUCUAUCUGACUCGGCGUUUUCUAAGCGUGCGUCCUGACACACACCACAUGCUGACCCGGCUUUUUGUCUGCAUGGAUCCAUAAACACGGACGUACAAGGCGUCUCCAUCCUUGCUUCCCUUAGGCGGGCGCCACUCCUUUGGCACCGUCUGCUCCCAGACGUCGUUGCGUGCAGAUGUCUCGGCAAAGGCCACCUCUGCAACCAUGUCUUGAAUUAGUGUGCCAUGCGGAGUGGCCUCAUCUAGCCCGUGGGGCUGGGGAAAAUCGUCAGCCUCCUUGCGCGAGUCCCUGAAACACCGCCUGAGUGCCGAACACAGCAGCCUCGAUUAGAUCCUCCCCGCCCAUGUGUGUUGGCAUGUCUCACUCACUCACUCACUCACCUGUAAGCGGCGUUCCUACAGCCAUAAUGAUCGGAUUUCUGCCGGUGUUUGGGGUCGUCUGCAUUGAUGAAGUCCCACAUGUCGCCGUGGACCAUCUUGACCACGAACUACUGCAAUGGGCGAACACAGUG